Messenger RNA from Quercus robur (English oak), 2257 nucleotides. RefSeq names its product tyrosyl-DNA phosphodiesterase 1. Gene Ontology annotation, biological process: single strand break repair; double-strand break repair. The transcript has 16 exons. Gene Ontology annotation, cellular component: nucleus. NCBI's taxonomy places the organism in Eukaryota, Viridiplantae, Streptophyta, Magnoliopsida, Fagales, Fagaceae. The record is from RefSeq and is a predicted model, not a curated record. The coding region runs from base 176 to 2152 and encodes 658 amino acids. Gene Ontology annotation, molecular function: double-stranded DNA binding; single-stranded DNA binding; protein binding.
CGUAUAGUGGAGUAAGUCUUAUUAUGUGCAGAGUCAUCUGCUCCUUCCUGGAUUCUUGAAAUUCUCUACUCAGUCUAACACUUUUCCAAUUUCGAAAACCCUUUCUUGUUCCAUUGUCUUUGCUCGCUCUCAUGUAACCAAAUCAUCAUCAUCAUCAUCAUCGUCGUCGUCAUCAAUGCCUCAAUCUCAGAUUGGAUAUUUGGUUCCGCUAACUCAAAAUCUAGACCAAGAAGACACUUCAAUCCCAAAGCUCUCUCUCUCCAAAGGCCCAAAUGUCAUUGGCCGCCACAAUGUUCCCAUUUCAGACAAGAGGCUCAGCCGCAAGCACCUCACUGUAACCGUUUCCACCACCGCUUCUGCCAAUUUGUUUGUGGAGGGUUCGAAUCCCAUUGUGGUUAAUUCUGGGAAUAAGAGAAAGAAGCUGUAUUCUCAAGAAAGCACUACCAUUGUUGAUGGUGAUGUUGUGGAGCUUAUUCCUGGGCAUCAUUUUUUCAAGUAUGUGACAUGGGCUGGUGACAAAGGAGAGGAACCAAGUUUAAAGAGGUCGCGUCAAACAUUUGACAAUGUAGCUUUGACAACAAAGUCACAGGAUGAGGUGAAAAAGAAAAGCUUAGGACAAGGGAGUGGCGUGGAGGUUGAAAAUUAUGGGAAGUACAAUUCUAAGGGAGAGAGUAGGGAGGAGGCUAUCCGUGAUUUUCGUGUUUCUAAUGACAAGUUACCUUGGACAUUUCGACUUUUGCGAGUGAGAGAGCUGCCAGCUUGGUCGAAUACCUCUUGUGUUUCUAUUGGGGAUGUGAUUCAGGGGGAUGUUCUCGUUGCAAUCGUUUCAAAUUAUAUGGUAGACAUUGAUUGGUUGUUACCAGCAUGUCCAACACUUGCAAAAACCCCUCACGUGUUGGUUCUUCAUGGGGAAGGUGAUGGCACAUUGGAUCACAUGAAGAGAAAGAAGCCGGCAAAUUGGAUUCUGCAUAAACCCCCCUUACCUAUUUCAUUUGGGACACACCAUUCGAAGGCCAUGCUUCUUGUAUAUCCUCGGGGAGUGAGGAUUAUUGUACAUACAGCAAAUUUAAUAUAUGUAGAUUGGAACAACAAAAGCCAAGGUUUGUGGAUGCAAGAUUUCCCCUGGAAAGAUCAAAAUAGUCCAAGCAAAAGAUGUGGAUUUGAAAAUGACUUGAUUGAUUAUCUCAGUGCCUUGAAGUGGCCUGAAUUCUCUGUUAAAUUACCAGCACUUGGAAACUUCAAUAUCAAUCCAGCUUUCUUCAAGAAGUUUGAUUAUAGUGAUGCAGCGGUCAGAUUGAUUGCUUCUGUCCCUGGAUAUCAUACUGGUACCAAUUUGAAGAAGUGGGGUCAUAUGAAGCUACGAACUGUUCUCCAGGAAUGUACUUUUGAUAAAGAUUUUAAAAAUUCCCCACUUGCUUAUCAGUUCUCUUCCCUUGGUUCUUUGGAUGAGAAGUGGCUGGCUGAGCUGACUUAUUCAAUGUCAUCAGGCUUCUCAGAAGAUAAAACACCUCUUGGUCUUGGACAACCACGUAUUAUAUGGCCCACUGUGGAAGAUGUCAGAUGCUCUUUAGAGGGUUAUGCAGCUGGCAAUGCCAUUCCAAGUCCACUAAAGAACGUGGAGAAAGAAUUCUUGAAGAAGUAUUGGGCAAAGUGGAAGGCAAGCCACACUGGUCGCUGUCGUGCAAUGCCACAUAUAAAGACAUUCACCCGGUAUAAUGUUUUCUGCAACAGUUGGUUAUUGUUGACUUCAUCAAAUCUUAGCAAAGCUGCCUGGGGAGCUCUCCAGAAAAAUAAUUCUCAGUUGAUGAUCCGUUCUUAUGAGCUGGGAGUGCUAUUUUUGCCAUCUUCUUUUGAAAGAUAUGGUUCUGGAUUUUCUUGUACAAGUAAUGGGGAUAUAAAGGAGGAUAAAUGCAGAUCAUUAGAAAAUUCUGAAGUACGGAGAACGAAACUAGUGACUCUGACUUGGCAAGGAAGCAGAAAUGCAGACUCUUCAUCUGAUGUAAUUCCAUUACCUGUGCCUUACGAGCUCCCUCCUCAACCAUAUACUUCUGAAGAUGUACCCUGGUCUUGGGAUCGGCGAUAUACCAAGAAAGAUGUUUAUGGUCAAGUUUGGCCACGACAAGUACAGCUUUAUACUUUCCAAGAUUCCUGACAUUCUUAAUGUAUAUAUACUAAAAUUCCUUCAUUACUGGGUGCUCUUAUUUUUCUUCACAUAUUUUCUUUACUGUGAAUAUUAAAUGCGGUCUAGUUGCAUGCC